GCACUGCGGCUGUCAGAUUCAGCUGAGCACUGGCUGAACUGCUGCUGUACGGGCGAGUUGCACACUGACAUACGGGCUGGCUUGCUUAUUUUAAGUGCUUCAAAUAUGGAUCAAGACAACAACUCAGAGGAUGAGUCAAUUGGCCCAUCGGAGGACCCUUCAGGAGAGGAACUGCCUUGUCUACCUCCAGGGCUCUCGGAUGGUGACACAAUGGAGCUGCUUUGGCAGAUGAGAUCCCAGCGCCGCCAGUCGUCCCCUGAGCUCCCAGAGACGGUGACCCUUCUAACGGCCCCUGACGGCAGCCUCCUAUACCUGGUGGGCACUGCCCACUUCAGUGACAGCAGCAAAAAAGAUGUUGCCACGACGAUCCGCGCUGUGCAGCCAGACGUGGUGGUGGUGGAGCUGUGCCAGUACAGGGUCUCCAUGCUGAAGAUGGACGAGAAUACACUGCUGAGGGAAGCCAAAGACAUCAACCUGGAUAAGGUUCAGCAGGCCAUCAAACAGAAUGGGCUGAUGUCCGGCCUCAUGCAGAUUCUCCUGCUCAAAGUUUCAGCUCACAUCACAGAGCAACUGGGCAUGGCUCCUGGAGGAGAGUUUAGGGAGGCCUUUAAAGAGGCUGGACAAGUGCCGUUCUGUAAAUUUCACCUUGGGGACCGGCCGAUCCCCGUGACGUUCAAGAGAGCCAUUGCAGCUCUCAGUCUGUGGCAGAAGGCCCGUCUGGCGUGGGGUCUUUGCUUUCUGUCAGACCCAAUCAGUAAAGAGGAUGUGGAGAAGUGCAAACAGAAGGACCUGCUGGAGCAGACCAUGUCAGAGAUGAUCGGCGAGUUUCCUGCUCUCCACCAGACCAUCGUGGCUGAAAGAGACAUCUACCUCACGCACACGCUCCGCCAGGCUACACGCUGUGUGGAGGCACCCCAUAAUGCCCAGAAAGUGCCUGCUGUGGUGGUGGGAGUUGUAGGGAUGGGUCACGUCCCUGGCAUCGAAAGAAACUGGGAGAAGCAGCUCAACAUAACUGAAAUCAUGAGUGUUGAACCUCCCUCACGUUUUGGCUUGGUGCUGCGCACGGUCAUAAAGGGCGUCAUGAUGGGAAUGCUGGGAUAUGCCUGCUACCGUGCUGGAGGGAGUUUAGGCAGAGCGCUGCUGUCUUUACCUGCAGUCGAAUCUUUACUGGAGAAUCUGCGGCCACCCCCUGCUCUAAGCCAACAGUGACACGACCUUUUGACCUAUCAAAACAAUGCAUUUUUCACCAAUGGCCUUAAAAACAGGAAGUGAGAUGGGAGGAAAGGUUUCACCAGCCCAACCCAUGAACUAUCAAGGACCUCAGGGGGUUAGGAGCCUCCCGCCUCAUAUCGAUGUCCCUGUACACGCAGCAGGGCCGUACUGCCAAAGAAAUCAUGACAGUACUCUUUAUUUUCUUUCAUUUUUCUUUUUUUGCAAAUCCUGCAAUUUGUAAGGUUUACAAAUGCCAAUAAUUCAUUUUUGAAUAGAUUUACUUUCCAUAGACAGUUUUUAUUUGUCAAAUAUUAUCGGAUUUGUUUUCAGUCACAUAAUGUCUGGGAUAUGACCGAGACAUAUUCCGACAGGCACACUUUUCUAACGCUGUCUCCUUAUUCCUUCCUCCUUUUUGGUGCCAGCAAGCAGUUUUGGUAAUAGGCCCAUUUUAAGAUCAGCACUUUAUAAGAGAGUAUUGUACUGUACAUGCAGCCUAUGGGAGGGUGAAGAAAAUAAAAUAUCAAGUCAGUCAAAACUAAACUCAUAAAUCAUGAGCAUAAUCUAAGACUGGUGCAUAAAGUGACCCUUAAGGUGUGAGUUAAAUGUAAAAAUACAGUCCGAGUUGGAAUGCUGACCAUCAUUUUCCUAACUCUUAAAAAUCUAUUAUAUUCUCCAAAACGUACGUAAAACACAAUUAUUUCCCUUGUGCACAGUCCUGCCCACAGUAACAGACAAGUGCCUCCUAUUGCAGCACUAAGGGCUAACGGUGAACUAAAUAGAAUGGCAAAAAUGUGUUGUAUGCAUCUUACAUAUACUACAACUAAAUGGUCAAUGCAAUUUUCUAAUAUUCUGUCUUUAUAUAAUAGGCCUAUUUUAUGAAUACUGUUGCCCUAAAUAUGGACCAUUGACUUUGUGUUGUCUUGGCUUCAGUUAUAAUGGCACCAUAGCCCUUCAUUUUAUGAUCACUCAUACAUUCAACAGAGACCUGACGCAGGUAGGGCUUAAAUGUGCCUCAGGAUGAGCAAUGCAUUUAUCUUGUCAUUUGUAUAUUUGAUUGUACCUCCGAUAUGAGGCACUCUCACAUGUUGGCUUUAACUGGCUCCAUCUGUGAGUAAGGGUUCAUAGUUGACACAAAAAUAUGCAUCUUGUACAGAAAGAUGAUGAGAUUGGUCAAAGUUGGGAGGUAAAGCCUUACACUGCUAUCACUGCUGCCUUUGACCUUCAGAUUGCCUCAUCUGCUGAGGCUUUAUGUUACCAACGCUGACAUGUAUCCAUACGGAGCUUCGUAUUGCAUGUGUAAAAAUGAGCUAUAUGACAUCCCUGCAGCUUUGGUAUGUAAGCGAUGUACCAAUAAUGUAAUAGUAUAUACUUGGUUGCAAGCCAAUAAACCAACAUCAAUUUCCAGUUAUUCACAAUCUUAUUUUAAGUGAUUUCAUGUACAGUACUGGAAUUAUUUGGAUGUGUUUAUGAGCGACAUGAAAGCUGUUUAUUUGCUGUCUUUAAUUUGUGAAAUGGUCCAUAUAACUAAUAUGGAACUUGAGUAAAUGAAGCAGUGCCACAAACAUUAAGUUGUCCAUUAAACUUACUCAGAUAACCUGUCUUCCAAUUGAUAAAUCAAUUAUAUUGUCUAAGUUAGA
This is a messenger RNA of Cottoperca gobio, 2849 nucleotides long. It is a transcript of the gene trabd, whose product is annotated as TraB domain containing. The coding region runs from base 106 to 1209 and encodes 367 amino acids. NCBI's taxonomy places the organism in Eukaryota, Metazoa, Chordata, Actinopteri, Perciformes, Bovichtidae. The record is from RefSeq and is a predicted model, not a curated record. The transcript is spliced from 10 exons.